AUGACACCACCGGUCGAGAGCUGGGAUGUGCAAGAGUUAGAGGCUCGGACGCUGGGGAACGCGAAGGGAAGACGGCGGAAGGACUUUGAGGGCGAGCUGGGAAAGUGCGAGAUGUUGGAGCUGCUGCAGUAUAUGUGUGAAGUGGAAAGGCCGGUGACGAGGGACAGUAAGACGAGGUGUUGGCCUGUGGAGAGACUGUUUCGGAGGUGUCGGGAUAAAGAGGGCUCGUUUAUGGUGGAGACGACGGCUUGGGAGGGGACUGCGAAGAAGAUAUGA
This is a messenger RNA of Amorphotheca resinae ATCC 22711, 276 nucleotides long. RefSeq lists its product as hypothetical. Gene Ontology annotation, cellular component: mitochondrial inner membrane peptidase complex. The record is from RefSeq and is a predicted model, not a curated record. NCBI's taxonomy places the organism in Eukaryota, Fungi, Ascomycota, Leotiomycetes, Helotiales, Amorphothecaceae. The transcript is spliced from 2 exons. Bases 1 to 276 code for a protein of 91 amino acids.